Molecule: messenger RNA, 1014 nt
Organism: Lathyrus oleraceus (garden pea)
Lineage: Eukaryota; Viridiplantae; Streptophyta; Magnoliopsida; Fabales; Fabaceae
Exons: 2
Coding region: 308-748 (146 amino acids)
Source: RefSeq, a predicted model, not a curated record
CCGUAAGUGGAUUACUUUCUAUAAAUACUCGGUCCCAUUCUUCUUCCCUCCUUGCUAAUUUCCAUUUUGUUAGUUCGGUUUAGGUGGAGAGAGAGAGAGAGUGUGUUGAGAUUUUUUCUUUCAUUUUUCUUAUCAAUUUCUCUUUAUUUGUUAGGUGUUUUUUCUCUUUCCUCAUUUUUGUAGGUAUAUUGUGGAAGAAGACUUUGUAGCUUGACUUUGUUCAAAAGCAUACGAUUCAGGGAAGGCCGUAAAGUUGGAGUGAAAUUAGAUUGAAAUCUUAGAAGUUUCUCUCUUUGGAUUUGAAGAAAUGGAGGUAUAUGGAAAUUCUAUGGUUGCCGCUCCUUCAAAUGUUAUUUAUCUGUCAAGUAUUUUGGGCCAUGAUGGUCCGAGUUCUGUUCACAAAUGCGACUGGAAAUGCCAGAACGAACGUGUUUGCGGAAACAUGUUUCGCUGCAAGCUCACAGGGCUGACACACAUCUGUGAUAAAAACUGUAACCAGAGAAUUCUGUAUGAUAACCAUAGCUCCCUUUGCCUAGCAAGUCGUCAGAUUUUCCCCCUGACUCCAACAGAAGAACAGGCAGUGAGAGGCGUUCGAAGGAAGCUCGACGCGGCAGAGAGUUCGCCUGUUGAUAACAUCGGUUGUAAGCGUAGGCGGGAUGCACAGUUCCAUCCUUCUCCAUUUGAGAGAUCUUUCUCUGCUGUCAGUCCUAUCUGCAGCCAAGUUGGAGACGGCAUGGAUACAAAUUAGAUAUCGAGAUUCAUAUAACUGAAGGAGAUCUUUAUCGUUUUUCCGUUUUUUUUUACUUCAUUACUGAUGAGUAUCCAUAACUGAACUUGAACACUUAUGAAUCGCCGAUUGGUGGACAUGAUGUGUCCCCAUUCGCCGUAGGUCGUCUUUAUGUUUCUAGUAAUAAUGUAAUGCAGUAUUUUAAGUAGCUUGACUGUUGAAUGGAGAUUUGAGCAGGCUGUGUGUAAACAGUUAUGAGACUUGAAUUGAAAUCCGUUUCUUGCUAA